Messenger RNA from Hymenoscyphus albidus, 465 nucleotides. The record is from the annotation of a GenBank genome assembly. NCBI's taxonomy places the organism in Eukaryota, Fungi, Ascomycota, Leotiomycetes, Helotiales, Helotiaceae.
AUGCCGUCUCUCCCCCAUGCCGGGAUGACCAGAAGCGCUGCUGAGCCGCCAAUAAACGCCAAUAAACGCCAACAAAACGGAGUAGGGCAACUGGUGAGGCUGAUGAUGACUUGGUAUCUGCGUAAUACAGCGAUUGGGGAGGCUUCCUCAACAACCUCGAGAAAAAUCACUGGGAGAGCACUCGGUAUCCGCAAUCAUACGACAAACACAUCAGUCCGUGAUCGUCUUCGUUCAGCGCAUCAUCAUACUCUUGUCAGAAAACAUGCUCUUGACUCCUUCCAUCCUUUUUCAUACUUGUGUGACCAUCUUCGAGAUGAGCAUACACUGUAUGUAAUUGGCACAGAUGUAAGCAAGCUGCCAAAUUAUGGGGUCAGAGGUAGACUUCUGCUUCGCCACAUCCUGCCAAACCUAUGGACCACGGAAUCUGCACGAAUUCAAAUCAACAAAUCCUUCACGGCAUCAUGA